This is a messenger RNA of Moneuplotes crassus, 815 nucleotides long. NCBI's taxonomy places the organism in Eukaryota, Ciliophora, Spirotrichea, Euplotida, Euplotidae. The record is from the annotation of a GenBank genome assembly.
AUGGAAAGUGAAGAUCAAAUUGCUCAAGAAAAACUUGGUCAGAGAAUCAGCCUAGAGAAGUCUAUCCUAGCCAAAAGUAACAAGGAGCAGUAUCAGAGGUGCUGCUGUAUUAUCUACAAUAUAUUUUAAGAGGAAAAUUAAAACUAGCCCGCCCGACCCAGAAUCUGGAGAACAUUGAGUCAUAAGUAAAAUUAUAAUGGAUUUUGAAGGCCAAAAAUAUACGAAGCUUAUGAAUAAAUUAAAGUGUCUAAAGCUCUUAAAUUUAAAUCAAUUCGGAUUUCGUAUUGUCAAGAUGAAGAAUUAAGCAUGCUCUAGAUUUUAUAGACUCCUCAUUCCCUAAUAAAGUAAAUGAGUUAGACACUUGCUUCUCGGUUGGAAUGAAGAUGAAUAGAGCUAAUUAUUUUAACUCAUUGAUCAGGAUCAGCUCCAAAGUAACUAGAAGAAUGAGAUUCGAAUAUUUCUGCCUUAGCCUUAGCCAACUGAAGAGGUUAGUAGCAGCUUACAGACUUGUGGAAAGAUUGGAUAUUUACAAUUGCAAGUUGUCCAUCCCAAAAGUUCCUGAUUUCUCAAGAGCUCUUGAAAAUUGCCAAAUUCAGGAAAUAAAUUUAUGGUCAACAGGAAGCCGUUUCUACAGCAAUUGGGGAUGUCAUCCUGGUGAGUUCAAGAAUCUGAUACAAGGCUUUUCAACUUCUCCAGAUUUAAGAAGAAGCCUCAGACAAGUAAACAUUAUGAAUUGUGAAAUAGAGAUAUGGGAAGCGAAGAAAAUCUUUGAAAAAAAUGGACUCAAAAGAGUAAAAAUAACUGGAGAAUCUUAA